CCUCAUCCCAGGACUCUAUCCCUCUUCCCGAUUCGUCGGAAUUCCUGGAUGGAGUCACAUUUGUUCAAGGCCAGGGAAGAAGGCUUGACGGAGGCCUGCAGGAAACAAUGCUAGGCGCAAGGCUUUAGGAGCUGAGGCAUAACUUCUGCGAGAUAGAAACAAGGUUGACCUGGGCAUUUGCGCGGAAUGACGGGCUCUUUUUGGACUCCCAGAACUACUGCCCCGUCUGCACUUUCGGAGCUGCUGCCAGCCCCAGCGCACAGAGGGACGCGUAGUCCUUUCGCUGCCCCGCCCUCAGGUCCCGCCCGCCUCCAAGGCCGCCCUCGCUUCGUCCUUCCCAGCAAGCUCCGCGCCGGCGCCGGCUAUUGAUUGGCUGCGGCGGGUGCAGGCUGCUCGCCGGCAGUGGUUACUCGGGGUUUCCGGUGGAGGCCAGAGCUGGAGAAGCCGUCGGACGUCGGUUGUGAGGAUCUCCUUCUGACCCAGCAUCGCUCAUCACAAUGAAGAACCAAGACAAAAAGAACGGGGCUGCCAAACAAUCCAACCCAAAAAGCAGCCCGGGACAACCGGAAGCGGUACCCGAGGGAACCCAGGAGCGGCCCAGCCAGGCGGCUCCUGCGGCAGAAGCUGAAGGUCCCGGCAGCGGGCAGGCUCCUCGGAAGCCGGAGGGGGCACAAGCCAAAACAGCUCAAUCUGGGGCCCUCCGUGAUGUCUCUGAGGAGCUGAGCCGCCAAUUGGAAGACAUACUGAGCACAUACUGUGUGGACAAUAACCAGGGGGGCCCAGGCGAGGAUGGGGCACAGGGUGAGCCGGAAGAUGCAGAGAAGUCCCGGACCUAUGUGGCAAGGAAUGGGGAGCCUGAGCCAUCUCCAGUAGUCAAUGGAGAAAAGGUACCCUCCAAGGGGGAGCCAGGCACAGAAGAGAUCCGGCCGAGUGAUGAUGUGGGAGACCGAGACCACCGAAGGCCACAGGAGAAGAAAAAAGCCAAGGGUUUGGGGAAGGAGAUCACGUUGCUGAUGCAGACAUUGAAUACUCUGAGUACCCCAGAGGAGAAGCUGGCUGCUCUGUGCAAGAAGUAUGCUGAACUGCUGGAGGAGCACCGGAACUCACAGAAGCAGAUGAAGCUCCUGCAGAAAAAGCAGAGCCAGCUGGUACAAGAGAAGGACCACCUGCGUGGUGAGCACAGCAAGGCUGUCCUGGCCCGUAGCAAGCUUGAGAGCCUGUGCCGUGAGCUGCAGCGGCACAACCGCUCCCUUAAGGAAGAAGGUGUGCAGCGGGCCCGGGAGGAGGAGGAGAAGCGCAAGGAGGUGACUUCGCACUUCCAGGUGACAUUGAAUGACAUUCAGCUGCAGAUGGAACAGCACAAUGAGCGCAACUCCAAGCUGCGCCAAGAGAACAUGGAGCUGGCUGAGAGGCUCAAGAAGCUGAUUGAGCAGUAUGAGCUGCGAGAGGAGCAUAUCGACAAAGUCUUCAAACACAAGGACCUACAACAGCAGCUGGUGGAUGCCAAGCUCCAGCAGGCCCAGGAGAUGCUAAAGGAAGCAGAAGAGCGGCACCAACGGGAGAAGGAUUUUCUCCUGAAAGAGGCAGUAGAGUCCCAGAGGAUGUGUGAGCUGAUGAAGCAGCAGGAGACCCACCUGAAGCAGCAGCUUGCCCUAUACACAGAGAAGUUUGAGGAGUUCCAGAACACACUUUCCAAAAGCAGCGAGGUAUUCACCACUUUCAAGCAGGAGAUGGAAAAGAUGACUAAGAAGAUCAAGAAGCUGGAGAAAGAAACCACCAUGUACCGGUCCCGGUGGGAGAGCAGCAACAAGGCCCUGCUUGAAAUGGCUGAGGAGAAAACAGUCCGGGAUAAAGAGCUGGAGGGCCUGCAGGUAAAAAUCCAACGGCUGGAGAAGCUGUGCCGGGCACUGCAGACAGAGCGCAAUGACCUGAACAAGAGGGUACAGGACCUGAGUGCUGGUGGCCAGGGCUCCCUCACUGACAGUGUCCCUGAGAGGAGGCCAGAGGGGCCUGGGGCUCAAGCACCCAGCUCCCCCAGGGUCACAGAAGCACCUUGCUAUCCAGGAGCACCAAGCACAGAAGCAUCAGGCCAGACUGGGCCUCAAGAGCCCACCUCCGCCAGGGCCUAGAGAGCCUGGUGCUGGGGCAUGCUGGGAAGGGAGCAGUAGCCCAGCCAGGCCUGGCCCAUAAAAGGCUCCCGUGCUGAGCAGCCCAUUGGUGAAGCCAGGAUGUUCUGACCUGGCUGGCAUCUGACACUUGCAAUUUUGGAUUUUGUGGGUCAGUUUUACGUACAUAGGGCAUUUUGCAAGGCCUCAUGCAUUUAUACCUGUAAGUGUACAGUGGGCUUUGCAUUGGGGGUGGAGGUGUGUACAGAUGAAGUCAGUGGCUCCUUUGUGAGCUGAAGAGUCUUGAGAGGGCUGUCAUCUGUAGCUGCCUUCACGGUGAGUUGGCAGAACAAGUGACUUAAGCAUUUCUCUGCCUAAUUUGAGGCUCAGACCCCUCCCUGCCCUUCAGAGCUCAAGACAAGUGAUGUACCCAGGUCUUGACUGCAUUUCUCUUGUGAGCAGGGCUUGCUUGGGCAGCUCAGGCUCUCCUAGCUGCUCUGGAGGCUCCUUUGCUUCUCUAGACCUGGAAAAUGUGUCCCCAGGCAGAGCCCUGGCAGGGCGCUUAGAGCUGGUGAUUUCCUGCCUAGGACAAGAGACCUGGAGAAUGUUUUUAUGUGGGAUGAUGCACUGGUCGGGAGCCCUUUGGGCAUUGCUCCCCCUGCCCUUUGGUAGUGCCAGGACCAGGCCAACGAUGCUUCUCAGUAGCCUUACAUUCACAGGUGCCUCUCUAGCCUGCACAAAUGAUUGACGAGAUCACCCAAAGGAUUCUUUCUGAAGGUGUUUUUUUCUUUCUUUCUGUUUUUUCUUUUCUUUUUUUGCACUGACAGUGUUUGUCUUGAGGAUCUUCUGAGGAAGAGGGGUGCUGUGGCAGUGGCACCUGGGUGCCUGGCCUCCAGUGUCCCAUCCCCUUCACCCCACUUGGCUCCUUUGCCAUCUUGGUGCUGAGGUUUCCUGUGUGGUGAGAUCAGGUUGUAUGUUGUAAGAGAAAGGAAAGGGCUUCUGAUGGCUUUGCCGCAAGCUUACCUGUGGGUUUCUGUCCUGAGAGGCCACCCCCAGUUCCCAUCAGCACUAUCUCCAUGCAGCAGUUGCUGGGCCCCAGGUCCAGCUGCCUCCUUGGCUUCAUGGGUUUUUCUGCUUCCUGCCCCCACCCCCACAUGUACAGUCCUCAAGAUUUGUCCUGAUUCCAUUUCCUGGCACCUCUCUGCCUGUCCUUGGGGAUUUCACUUCUGUGUGGGAGCCCAUAGCUGUUGUCUGACAGGUAGGAAAUGAAAUUGAAUUAUUGACUGGGCCCUAGAAAUCCACAAAAUGGUUGCAGACGGUUGCUUCUGUGUCCUAUUCUCCCCCCACCCCUGUAUAUAACUACUAUAUACUGUGUAGAGCCAUUCUAUAUGCUGAAUGUUCUGCUGUUGCAAACUUGCCAGGGUAUUAGCCAGUCUUUAUGCAAAGCAGUUUUCUGGGACAAUAGAAUGAGUCACACACCAAGAUGGGUAGGAGGUUAGGGCUUUGCUUCUUGCUGUUUUUCUUUGAAGCUAGUUCAUUGUCCUUCAGGUCCUUCAUCUUCCCUACCCAGCCCACUCUUUUAGCCCUUAAAUCUCAGAUAAAUUGGUUCACAAAGAAUGUUAAGUACAGAAUCAUAUAUGACUGAGACCAGAGAUGGCAAAUGAAUGGCACACCAUUUCUCCUCCUGCCCCAGAGCAGGUACCACUGUUCUGCAUCAGAGUUGUCCACUAUUCUCUGGUGUAUCCUUACUUCGCAUCUAGGUGCCCUCAAGCAGCUGUGUGAGCGUUGAGAUCUCCGCCAUCCCUGGCUGAGAUACUGCUGUCCUGUGAAGUGUUUCCCAAGAUCUUUUUCUUCCCCUUUGAAUCUCUGUGUCUGGAGUACUCCUUGCCUCUUCCUGCUCCAGUAGGGCCUUUUCCUUACCCCAGCCCCUGUGCCCGGCUUAGCUGGUACAAGAGCUGCCAACCCUACAGAGUUUGCUAGGUGAGAGAGGUGCAGAGAAGAGGCAGAGGUAUGCACCUUCCCUCUUGAAGAGAGGGAAAAGGCCUACAGUGGCCCACAUCAUUGCCUGACUCACUUCAGCUACCUCUUACAGCCUGUGGAGGGACUGGAGCUGCUGGAUCCCAGUGUGGUGGGUAUGGGAGGCCACGGUGAGCAGGUGGCCCCAUCUGGGUUUCCCAGGUUAGGAAUAUGGACACCAGACAAAGUAUAGCCUUUGCUCACAGCUGCAUCCAUGUCUAGACUUUCAGGCCAGUCUGCAGGUGGGAGUCCCUACCUUUUUUUCCUCUUCGUUGACCAAAUCAUAACCAAUCACUACAGCUGCUCUGCUUCUGCUUUCCAAAGUAGCCCAGGUCCUGGGCCAGAUGCAGGGGAGGUGCCUAUCCAUGAGUGAAGGCCAUUGCCUUCCUCACCCGGGUGGGUCCCACACUUGUGACCUCAGUUUUAGGACCAAGAGCUGUGUUGGUUUCUUAGAUUGCUAGCUUUUCCUCCAGGGGACCACAGCAAGUGAAGCUCAGAGUCCACGGCUCUGCUAACAAGUUGUUUUCAGGGCCUUGUCCAGCUGAGAGCUUCAUGUCCACCAGAUUCUGAGAGGUGUCAGCAGCACUUUUUUUUUUAUGUUGUUUGUUUUCCAUGAGGUUUUUGGACCAUGGGCUGAGCUCAGGCACUUUCUGUAGGAGAAUGUUAUUUCUGUAAAGACAGUUAUUUAACCCUCCUCCACCCCAUCAUGGCGGCCCUGAGGGCUGACCCAGAGGCCAGUGGAGCUGCCUGGUGUCCACGGGGGAGAGCCAAGGCCUGCUAAGCUGAUUCUCCAGCUGCUGCCACAGCCCACCCACCUUGCACAGCACAGAGGUGGUCACUCCAGGGAUAGCCAGGCACCUGCUCCUCUUGCCCUUCCGGGGCGGGGGGCUGCCUUCUGUUCCUGUAACUGCUUUCCUUAUGGCCCAGCCCGGCCACUCAGACUUGUUUGAAGCUGCUGCACUGGCAGCUUUUUGUCUCCUUUUGGUAUUCACAACAGCCAGGGACUUGAUUUUGAUGUAUUUUAAACCACGUUAAAUAAAGAGUCUGUUGCCUUA
Molecule: messenger RNA, 5176 nt
Organism: Callithrix jacchus (white-tufted-ear marmoset)
Lineage: Eukaryota; Metazoa; Chordata; Mammalia; Primates; Cebidae
Gene: TXLNA
Product: taxilin alpha
Molecular function (GO): syntaxin binding
Source: RefSeq, a predicted model, not a curated record